This is a messenger RNA of Calidris pugnax (ruff), 2587 nucleotides long. It is a transcript of the gene HMG20B, whose product is annotated as high mobility group 20B. The record is from RefSeq and is a predicted model, not a curated record. Gene Ontology annotation, cellular component: nucleus. The transcript is spliced from 11 exons. Gene Ontology annotation, biological process: regulation of gene expression. Lineage: Eukaryota; Metazoa; Chordata; Aves; Charadriiformes; Scolopacidae.
AUGGGGGCCCCCCACCUGGGCGCGUGCUGGGAUUACUGGGAGCGCUGUGGGGGGAGUACUGGCAUCAUGGGGAUCCCAGCUUGUGCACUUAUUGGGGUCACUGGGAUGCUGAGGCGCUGCCGACCCUCCAAACGCCGCUCCGUCCCACGCCGAUCGCUGAUUGGCGGGCGGCACGCCGCGCGCGCCCAACUCAACGUGCGCGCAGGCGCGGCGCCGGCCGGCCUCCCCCCCCCUCCCACCACCCGUCCCCGCCGCUCACCUCUGACGUACACCGUUGUGGCCAAUCCGCGUUCGGCGGCGCCCUCCGCGGCUCUGCGCGUGCGGCCAAUCGGGAGCGCCGAGGCGGGACAUGCCACGGGGAAGGCUCAGCACGGAAACUUCCUGGUGGCCAUCAAGCAGGAGAAGGGAGAGUCGGCACGGACGAGCAGCGAGAAACCUCACGGCGAGGAGGAGCCGGUGAAGAAGAGGGGCUGGCCCAAGGGCAAGAAGAGGAAGAAGAUCCUUCCCAAUGGCCCCAAAGCCCCGGUGACGGGCUACGUUCGUUUCCUGAACGAGCGGCGCGAGCAGAUCCGCACGCAGCAUCCUGACCUGCCCUUCCCGGAGAUCACCAAGAUGCUGGGGGCCGAGUGGAGCAAACUGCAGCUUUCGGAGAAGCAGCGGUACCUGGAUGAAGCGGAGCGGGAGAAGCAGCAGUACAUGAAGGAGCUGAGGGAAUACCAGCAGUCGGAGGCCUACAAGAUGUGCACGGAGAAGAUCCAGGAGAAAAAGAUCAAAAAAGAGGACGCGGGCGCUGCGGCCAUGAACACCCUGCUGAACGGGCACCCGCACAAGGCUGGCGAGGGCAGUGACACCUUCUCCACCUUCGACGUGCCCAUCUUCACGGAGGAGUUUUUGGACCAAAACAAAGCCCGGGAGGCUGAGCUGCGGCGCCUGCGGAAGAUGAACACGGAGUUUGAGGAGCAGAACGCCAUCCUGCAGAAGCACACGGAGAGCAUGAACUGCGCCAAGGAGAAGCUGGAGCAGGAGCUGGCCCAGGAGGAGAGGCAGACCCUGGCCUUGCAGCAGCAGCUCCAGUCCGUGCGACAGGCCCUCACCGCCAGCUUCGCCUCACGGCAGGCGCUGGGACGUCUCCCCAUCCCCACAGCCCGGGAGGCUGAGCUGCGGCGCCUGCGGAAGAUGAACACGGAGUUUGAGGAGCAGAACGCCAUCCUGCAGAAGCACACGGAGAGCAUGAACUGCGCCAAGGAGAAGCUGGAGCAGGAGCUGGCCCAGGAGGAGAGGCAGACCCUGGCCUUGCAGCAGCAGCUCCAGUCCGUGCGACAGGCCCUCACCGCCAGCUUCGCCUCCCUCCCCAUCCCUGGCACCGGGGAAACCCCCACGCUGAGCACUCUGGACUUCUACAUGGCCAAACUGCACAGCGCCAUCGAGAGCAACCCUCUGCAGCACGAGAAGCUGGUGGUGCGCAUCAAGGAGAUCCUGUCCCGGAUAGCCAGCGAACACUUGUGAACUGGACCAGUCCCUCCUGGACCCCGGGGCCAGCCGGACCGUGGCCCUGUCCCUUGGAGCUCACGCAAGGGACAGUCUCUGCUGGUGGUCCGGCUGCUUCCCCCCCCACCCCACGCACACCUCGCUGGAGAAGUGAGCUGGGACCCCUCUGCCCGGGUCCCACCGCUGCUCCAUCUCCGAGGACCUCGAGCUUCUGGGGACCAAGCGGUGACGGGGCUGGGGGCCUGUGGCCAACGCGGUGCUGGGCGAGGUGGUCAGGGGAGGGCAUUGAGUGUCCCCCCCUGCUCUCCCGUGAGCUCCCCGGCUCCUGCAGCUCCUUCUCCCUAAACCAGAGACCCCCAAGGGCUGCCCCAGGGCGGGUGAGGUCCCUGGGGGUUACUGGCCUGGAGGGAACCGGCCUCUUCCAGGGGCUGUGUUAACUGGUCUGUGAUGGGAGGGAGGCAGCCCCCGGGGCUCAGCGCUGCCUCCUGGCCCCUGGAUCGGCCCAGGGAGCCUCUUGGUCCCCUCUUGAGGUAGCAGCUUCCUUCUGCUCGCCUCUUGCUUUAUUUAAUCUUCCCCCUUCCCCUUGGCUGCUCCCCCACGGGUGCCUUCAGCCCCCUGCCUGUGUCACCCUGCCUGUCACCUCUCCUUCCCCCAUCUCUCUGGGACCAGCCGUGGCAGCUCCUGCCCUCUGCAGCGGUGAAGGUGAAACAAAUCUUCAUGCUGGAGCCGGGACCGACCCCUUUGUCCCCCCGUGGGGUGCCCGUGGGGCCGUGCACAGGCUUUUGGCUCCUUCCCGAGCCCGUUCUGCAUCGUGGGACCACCGUGAUGGCAGCCGCGUCCUGGCCGUGCUGUGCCGGGGUCGCCUGUCCCCGGGGCUGCCCGUCACUAAUCUCAGACUGUGUAAUUAGAGAGUGUCUUAUUUUCUUACUAGCACUACGUUGAUCCGGCCCCGGGUUUAACCCGGGGCUGCUGCGCGACCGCUGCUCCUCUCUCGCCUGCAAGGUCCGUGCUCUGUAGAUGAGUCUCCUGGUUGCCAUCUCCUGGUGGCCGCUUGGCUUGGGAUGGAGAUGAGAGCAAAUAAACGUGGGAGAAACAACCA